AUGAAGGAUGAGACAAAAGAGGAUUCAAUAGGUGAAUCAGUAUGCUUAAAGCCAAAAAAGUAUUCAGUUCUUCUAGCAGGUCAUGAUUCUAAAACUCCUGAAACAGAUGCAGAUUUCAAAAAAGAGUUAGAAGAAGAAGAAUUUAGAAAAUCUCAGGGUGUAAAGUAUUGGGAGAAAAAGUAUGGCAUUCAGAAGGCAAAGGGUGUAAAGAAAUGCGUGAUCAAAAAGGAGCUUCAACAUGACAAGUUCCUAGAAUAUCUUAAGAAUAAGAAACUAACUCAGUAUGAUAUGUAUAGUUUAUGCAGUUACGAUCAUCAAAUAUAUCUGGAGAGGAAACAAUACAAAAAAUGGUUGAUUAAAGAUAUAAAGCUUGUGCAAAUCAAAGUCAUAAAAACUGCAUUGCGAAAAGGCAAAAAAUAUGAUAAUCUUGCGAAAAACUAUGAAGACUAUCUAAAGAAAUUGCAAGCUGAAAAGAAACUGAAUGACUAUAUUAAGACAAACGCAGUCAAGAUAUUUUCCAAUGAAGAGGCAUACACUCUAAGGCUAGAAAAUUAUCGCAAAAGGUAUAUAGAUAAUAAUCUAUGUGCUAGUCUAAAGGAAUUAUAUGAGCUUUAUUAUGAUAUAGUCAAGGGGGAGACUCGCAAAAGAUCAGAUGAUAAAAUAGAACAAAUGCUCAAAACAAUAUCAAUUUAA
This is a messenger RNA of Funneliformis mosseae, 693 nucleotides long. Lineage: Eukaryota; Fungi; Glomeromycota; Glomeromycetes; Glomerales; Glomeraceae. The record is from the annotation of a GenBank genome assembly.